GGCCUUCUUGAUGCUUAAAUCAGUUUGGUACUGGGCAGUGCCACGCACGUUGACAUGCGGUCAUUUUUCUGGGUUCGAAGAAAUAAAACAAACAAACAAACAAAACACAUGGAUAGUGUAUAAACGACUAGCCUUUUAAAGAAAACUUCAUGCUCAAGGUAUUAAAUUUGGUUCAGCUUUUAUCACGGACACAAGUUUUUCAUACCAUGUGUCAAUUUUAGCCUACAGCUAAUGAAAUAACACAGGACAUUGGAAAGUCACCCCUGACAAACCGUAACCCUAUAUUCCUAUUAGGAUUUCAGCACGUUGACACGUUACAGGUUGUUUUCGCCGUUCUUAAAAAGCUUCAAUAUUUUCCAUAAUAAUAGCGUUAUGGACACCUGGCGGUUAAAAGGUUUACGGGGAUUGACGACGAAGGUUAUGUACCGGCUAAAUAGUCAGCGUUCUGAGCGGCUUAAAUCUCCCAGCAUGUCAGUUGCUGUCAUUGUUUAAAAAAAAUCGAAUGACACUGUAUUUAGUCCCAACAUACGUAGUUUGCUAUAAAACGUUACAAAAAAAAGAAAGUUUUUAAACAGAGGUAUGCAAAAUUAAUGAGCUUUGUUAUUAUAGCUAAAAGGCAAUUACAGAAAGGCAUCUUUAAUUUUUAAUAUUUUCCAUUGUUCAACUGGGCCGACUUUUUGUUAAAAGCGAAAAUGUUAUUAACGGGAUGAUAAAUGGCUGACAGGGUAAAUGACACUGCGGUACGGCUUUGUUUUUUGUCCAAAGUGCAGGGGUAUUCUGUGUUAUUGGAAGAUUGAACUUUUCCAGUUGAGAGUGCAACGUUAAGGAAUCAUGAAGUGUGCACAGAAACGGAAUCAGAGAGAAAUUGCUCCAAAGUCAACUGGUGUAUCAGGCGAGGAAAAAAAGGUUUCUCACCUUCAAACGAAGAAGGAAAGGCGUGGAAAGGGAAACUCUUGUCGUUUGUCCUACGUUGAGGUUAUUGCCAACGCCAUUCUCAGCUCACCAAGAACACAGAGAACCUUGUCCGAGAUCUACAGCUUCAUUCAACACAACUAUCCCGAAUUCACCGAAAACAGAGUGCGAUGGAAGAACACAGUCCGCCAUAAUCUGUCGCUUCAGGAAUGUUUUCAGCGGGGUGAAGUUGCUUACAACAAGGGUGGAUGUUACUGGGGGAUUCAUCCCAAAUUCUUGCCCAAUUUUAGUCGAGGGGAUUUUACAAGACGCCCGCCAGCUCCGACUCCACAGAUUGUAAUGCAAAGGGGAUAUCUACCCUUCGAAAAUGAUCAUUUUUCGGCACCCAACCAAGUCUUCCACUGCAAUUUUUGUGAGCUGCCUCCCUCACUUUCAUCGUAUGGCGAAAGGAUGAUUCAUGGCACUUGGGCUGUAAACGGAUGUGCACCGUAUAGGCAGCAUCCCUAUUUUUCUUGGGACCAUUGUAUGUACUAAAAAUCUUUAGACCUCCAUACCCGAAUGGCAACAAACUCACAAGCGUGUAUAAACUAAACGUAUCAGCAAACAUUAAACAAACUAAGAAAGUUAAAUAGACUCUAAAUAGUUUUACUUUGAUGCUUAACAAUCGCAGGUGCGUGUAACUGCGCGUUCAUAGAUUUUCAAUGUAAACGAAACUUUGCCGAAACUGUAAGUGUUCAUUAUUUUUCACAUCCGGAACAUCUCUUUGAAGUGUCGUGCGAUUCACUCACUGCGCCUCAAGUCUGAAGAUCUGCUCUUUUCCUUCGGUUCCUUUUGCGAUUCUUCAAAGAUGACGAAGGCAAUGCGAAAAAUCUAAUCAUUGGAGGCUACCGCUGAUAACUCGAAAAGAAAAUGCAAUUAUUGGUCAUUGGUACGGUUGCUUCUAUCACGUUCAAAUUUUCAGACGCUGAUGUCUCACCUCAUUUCAGGAAAACCAAAGGCACUCAUUUAAUUUAUUUUGUCACUAAUAAAGGAUACAGCUCACUAAAGCUGAGCAUUUUGUUACAGGUAUACAUAUUGCAACGCAUUAAAACACAAGAAAAGCCGAAUCAGAGUGGUGGUAAUUCCUUAUGCCCCCACAGGGAUAUGCCACAGUCUUGAGUAACGAUCGAUUAUGGAAGGGCUACUUUUGAAGUUUACGCAAAAAAGGGAGGAGAAGAACGAGUGAGAAUACUUAGUCUGAUUAGCACGCUGCUCUAAAAGCUUGUUGUCGUAUUCAAUAGUAAAGUAGCUUGCGUGGUUCAGGGCAAUAGAUCCUUUAUCAUUUACAUGUGCAAUACUUCAGUCUUGAAGCCCGACAAAUUCAAACUGGAAUUCUUUUCACAUGCACCACCUCUCUGUUCUUUCAUUGCUUAUUUGUCCCGGUUGGGGGCAGUUUUACAGAUGACAGUUCAUUAUAAUUGUCUGUCCUUUAGCGCUUCGAGGGCUUAUCACAUGGACAUUUUCCAUUUCUAGCUAAUUGUUUGAAAGAUGUAAUAAACAGGCAGAUUAAGAAAUAUCCCCGCCUUCCUCCGGCCUGCUUUUAACUCCUCCCCUCAAAGACACACAUUUACCGCUUAAUUUUACUGGAGUCUCGGACUGAGACACUCGCCUGUGACGUCAGCGAGUGUGCACCUUCUUUUCACUCCAGAAAAAAUAU
Pocillopora damicornis (cauliflower coral) is the source of this 2608-nucleotide messenger RNA. RefSeq names its product forkhead box protein E4. The record is from RefSeq and is a predicted model, not a curated record. NCBI's taxonomy places the organism in Eukaryota, Metazoa, Cnidaria, Anthozoa, Scleractinia, Pocilloporidae. Gene Ontology annotation, biological process: regulation of transcription by RNA polymerase II; anatomical structure morphogenesis; cell differentiation. Gene Ontology annotation, molecular function: RNA polymerase II cis-regulatory region sequence-specific DNA binding; DNA-binding transcription factor activity, RNA polymerase II-specific.